AUUAUCCAAACAUGUUCACCAGCCUCCUGGCACCAGAACCAAGCUUUUUUAUUCCUUUUUAUUUCUUCGUUAUUAUUACACCAUCCAAAUUCCACAGAAGCCAUGGUCAUAUACCUGUCUCCUUCUCCUCCUUCACAUUCUUCCACUUCCAUACUCAGAUUCUCAAACUCAAGGACACCCAUUUCGGAUUCUUCCUUGAAGCCCAAACCCCAUUUCUCAAUACCACUUUUUUCUCACUCUUUUGGCUCCAAUUUUUCAACUUUAACAUUCAAGAAGCAGUUAUUGAAUCACAAUAAUAGUAGUGGCCGGUUCACACAUGGAAACAGGGUUGAUUUCAGGACUUUGGCUAUUCCUGGGUUUGACUAUGGAAACUUUGAAGGUCCUCAAUCUGUUCUUGAAGCUGCUGCUGUUCUAACAGCAAUCAUUGUUGUUCAUGAAAGUGGCCAUUUCCUUGCUGCUUCACUUCAAGGUAUCCAUGUGAGUAAAUUCGCUGUUGGGUUUGGUCCAAUUCUAGCUAAGUUCAAUUCAAAGAAUGUUGAGUAUUCUAUUAGAGCUUUCCCUCUAGGUGGAUUUGUUGGGUUCCCUGAUAAUGAUCCUGAAAGUGAUAUCCCUGUUGAUGAUGAGAAUUUGCUUAAGAACAGGCCAAUUUUGGAUAGGGUUCUUGUUGUUUCAGCGGGUGUUAUUGCCAACAUAGUGUUUGCAAUUGCUAUAAUCUUUGUUCAAGUUCUCACUGUUGGUUUGCCUGUUCAAGAGGUUUUCCCUGGUGUUAUGGUUCCUGAUGUGAAACCCUUUUCAGCUGCUUCUAGAGAUGGAUUGCUUCCUGGUGAUUUGAUUCUUCAGGUUAAUGGUAGUGAGUUUCCAAAACCGGGUCCUAGUUCUGUUACUAAGGUUGUUGAUGUUAUCAAGAAGAACCCCAAGAGAUAUGUUUUGCUUAAGGUUAAGAGGGGGAUGCAGGACUUUGAAAUUAGGGUCACCCCAGAUGAGAAUUUUGAUGGGACUGGUAAAAUUGGUGUUCAGUUAUCACCAAAUGUGAAGAUUGAAAAAGUUAGGCCAAAGAAUCUUGUGGAAGCUUUGAACUUUACUGGGAAAGAAUUUUGGGGUCUUUCUUCUAAUGUUUUAGAUGGAUUGAAGCAGACAUUCUUGAACUUUUCACAGUCUGCUGGUAAGGUUUCAGGUCCUGUGGCGAUUAUUGCUGUCGGCGCUGAAGUUGCGAGGUCAAACAUUGAUGGUCUUUACCAAUUUGCUGCCAUACUCAACAUUAACCUUGCUGUUAUUAACCUCCUUCCCUUGCCUGCUUUGGAUGGGGGUUCGUUGGCAUUGAUCUUUAUCGAGGCGGCCAGGGGUGGGAGGAAGCUACCUUUGGAAGUGGAACAACGGAUAAUGUCGUCCGGAAUCAUGUUUGUUAUACUUCUGGGGUUAUUCCUCAUUGUUCGCGAUACCUUAAACCUUGAUAUUAUCAAAGAUAUCUUGUAAUUACUUGUGGACCUUCAAAAAGUCAUUUCAUGAUUUUCUUUGGCACAUGCCGUUGGACCAGGUUUGAAGCUAGUGAUGUAUCCAUAUAGUGGAAGAUUAGAUCAUUGUAAAUGAUUUGAGGUAAGUUUAUUCCACCAAAGAUGUUAUUUGAGAGUGGGAUCUCUUUGUCACUAAUUCAUUGAGGAUUGUAUUUGUGAUCCUGGAAUAUAAACUUACAAGUUACAGAUA
Arachis stenosperma is the source of this 1701-nucleotide messenger RNA. RefSeq names its product membrane metalloprotease ARASP, chloroplastic. Lineage: Eukaryota; Viridiplantae; Streptophyta; Magnoliopsida; Fabales; Fabaceae. The record is from RefSeq and is a predicted model, not a curated record. Gene Ontology annotation, biological process: proteolysis. Bases 103 to 1473 code for a protein of 456 amino acids. Gene Ontology annotation, cellular component: membrane. The transcript has a single exon. Gene Ontology annotation, molecular function: metalloendopeptidase activity; protein binding.